Molecule: messenger RNA, 975 nt
Organism: Gadus macrocephalus (Pacific cod)
Lineage: Eukaryota; Metazoa; Chordata; Actinopteri; Gadiformes; Gadidae
Product: glutathione S-transferase omega-1-like
Exons: 6
Coding region: 158-877 (239 amino acids)
Biological process (GO): glutathione metabolic process
Cellular component (GO): cytoplasm
Molecular function (GO): glutathione dehydrogenase (ascorbate) activity; glutathione transferase activity
Source: RefSeq, a predicted model, not a curated record
GACUUAGACACACCCCCAUGAUGACGCGCUGAGCUGAGACGAUCCCAUUCAGGAAGUUCAGAGCGUUUAUAUAAUAGAAGGGCCGACUGUUGUCCUAAAUUGCGUCUUGGUCAUUCGUACACCUUCGAUUUGUAUCAUUGUCCCCCCGGCUGAAAUAAUGUCUACUCAAAAGUCUUUCGCCAAAGGCAGCACUGCGCCUGGUCCAGUGCCUGAAGGCACUAUCAGACUGUACAGCAUGAGAUUCUGUCCAUUUGCCCAGAGAGCCAGAUUAGUACUUCAAGCAAAAGGCAUCAAGCAUGACGUUGUCAACAUCAACUUAAAGGAGAAACCCGACUGGUUCUUGGAGAAGAAUCCUCUUGGGUUGGUGCCGACUUUGGAGACCCCUAGCGGCCAGGUGAUAUACGAGUCCCCGAUCACCUGCGAGUACCUGGACGAGGUUUACCCCGACAACAAACUGCUUCCGUCAGAUCCGUUUGAGAAAGCUCAGCAGAAGAUGAUGUUGGAAUGUUAUUCCAAGGUUGUACCAUACUUCUACAAGAUCCCCAUGGGCAAAAGGAGCGGCGAGGAUGUGUCUGCCCUCGAGGGGGAACUGAAAGAGAAGUUAGCCAAAUUAAAUGAGCAUCUUAAGACUAAAAAGAGCAACUACAUGGCUGGUGACUCAAUCACAAUGAUCGAUUACAUGAUGUGGCCUUGGUUUGAGAGGAUGGAAGGCAUGCAGCUGAAACACUUCCUGGAUGGAACCCCAGAGCUUAAGAAGUGGAUUGAGCGCAUGCUCGAGGACCCUGCUGUUAAAGAAACCAUGCACGCUCCGGACACACACAUAGGCUUCUACACGUCCUACAUCGCGGGGAAAGCCGACUACGACUAUGGCCUGUAGAGAGGAAGAGUGCAGCUGAGCACCAUGCCUAUUGAGAUCUUUUCUAUUCAGGUCCAAUCCUAAAUGUUUCUAAUGAGUUAUAAUUAAAGCUUUGUUUU